This is a messenger RNA of Suillus clintonianus, 330 nucleotides long. RefSeq lists its product as uncharacterized. The record is from RefSeq and is a predicted model, not a curated record. The transcript is spliced from 2 exons. Bases 1 to 330 code for a protein of 109 amino acids. NCBI's taxonomy places the organism in Eukaryota, Fungi, Basidiomycota, Agaricomycetes, Boletales, Suillaceae.
AUGAACCUGCUUAUCAUUGAUCAUGUAGCUGCCAUGAUCGUUUUCGAACACUCUUUCUACAUUUUUGACAAGCGGCGCUAUCUUCAGAACCAGCAGCAGUCUGUUCCCUACAUUACUGACGCUCUCGAGCAGUACAUGGCGUCUCCACAUGCUGCUGCUGUCAGGGAAGCUGUGAGCGCUGCCGUCUACACAUACCGAGAAGGCUUGUCUACUUGGAAAGCGAGACUACCGUUUCAAUCCUCGAAGCGCUCUCAGCGCUCUCAGAAGAAAGGAGACUUAGUCAAAACAAUUCUUGAAAUCACUUUACAAUAUCGCCUGCCGAGACCUUAA